AUGACCGUCAAUCGAUAAGUGCUCGUCUAGCCCUGGUCUAGAUCCAUAACAUCUCUGUUUCGUCGCACACUAAAUAGAACCAAAUUUUAGACAUGGCGAGUUUGGCUACCAAGGGAUCAGGACUGGUUAACCGGCUCCUCACUCAGGCGAGACCCCAAUUGGAUGUUUUCCUGAAGUACGCCAAAGUGGAGCUCACGCCCCCGACGCCCGCCGAUAUUCCGGCAAUCCGUCAAGGACUGGGAAACAUUAUCAAGGGAGCCAAAACCGGCGCCUACAAGAACCUCACCGUUCGCGAGGCCUGGCUUAACACCUUAGUGACCGCCGAGGUCAUCUUCUGGUUCUACAUCGGCGAGUGCAUCGGCAAGCGUCACAUUGUUGGCUACAACGUCUAAAUUUACUAUGUGAAUAUUUAGUCUCCGCUUGGCAGUCUCUGUAAUGGGAAACAAAAUUUUAAGUCUUACACGUCUGCGAACAUUUCGACUCUGAAUAAAAUGAAGUAGUAAUUAAAAAAUCGAAAAAAUGUCGAAAAACAA
This is a messenger RNA of Drosophila ficusphila, 533 nucleotides long. It is a transcript of the gene ATPsynG, whose product is annotated as ATP synthase subunit g, mitochondrial. The transcript is spliced from 3 exons. NCBI's taxonomy places the organism in Eukaryota, Metazoa, Arthropoda, Insecta, Diptera, Drosophilidae. Bases 93 to 392 code for a protein of 99 amino acids. Gene Ontology annotation, molecular function: proton transmembrane transporter activity. Gene Ontology annotation, biological process: proton motive force-driven ATP synthesis. The record is from RefSeq and is a predicted model, not a curated record.